Molecule: messenger RNA, 4519 nt
Organism: Liolophura sinensis
Lineage: Eukaryota; Metazoa; Mollusca; Polyplacophora; Chitonida; Chitonidae
Exons: 13
Coding region: 1003-4149 (1048 amino acids)
Biological process (GO): monocarboxylic acid transport; transmembrane transport
Molecular function (GO): monocarboxylic acid transmembrane transporter activity
Source: RefSeq, a predicted model, not a curated record
CGACGGCGACCAGCAUUAUGGCAGGAGGAAACCGGGCAGAUCGAGCUGGGAGGACACCUAUGCGACCAUCCGCAGGCUGCUGCAGACCUUCCCACGUACAGGACGUGUUAGGAAGUGAACAUGAACUGGACUUGAACUCAUAGCGACUGCAUGAGAUAGGCUUCUGGGUCAUUUUCCUGCGCUAGCGCGCUAACCACUUUCGUAGCCUGCAUGUGUUAAUACCUGGCUGUUCGGACCAUGGAACGUGAUCUUUCAUGAAAUUUCAUAUACACUACUACCUUUAUUGCUGGUCCCGAUUGUAUUAUAUACAGAAAGGGACAAUAGGUCUAUUAGCCUACCGGUAUGCAAAACGAUAUAGGGCCUAGUCACAUUUUACAUGUACGGAGAACCACUGAUGUCAAAUGUCAAAAAAUCACUUGCUCAAAAAAAAGUGCCACUGCAUAAGCCUACAUACUGUGGAAAAACAAAUUUUGUAAAACAGAUACACAGUCGAAGGUUCAUUUGUUCUGAAGGUCAUGAGUUGUUGCUUGACCUGGUAAUCCCUCUUCCUCGGUAACUUACGUUUAAAAGAUUUGGUACCUUACGACAAACUCCACGCGGGAAAUAAUUCAACCGCUACCGUGGUGAGUUAUUUGGUCCGCGGAGGAAAACCAAUCUAUGUGCGGUCCCAAUCACAAAAAUAUCAGCAUGAUACAUAUGCGACUGAGCAAGUAAUUUGAGCCCUGACUUAUCUUAACGUAUAGGCUACGGAAACAGAUUUUCCAAUGUACAGUGUACUCCGAGAGGUGGUUCAUGGGAUUGUUUUAAAUCGCGCAGGAAAUUACGUGAAAAAAUCUAAAACACCUACUAAGAAAAACCUCGUCUGUAAACUAUGAGGAGGGUUGUUGCGACCCCAGCUUUCGUGGCCUAUAACUCAGUCCUUUCAUCGCUUGGAAUCCAGCUGGUUCAGUAAAGUUGCACAAAGGAUUACAAAGGCAUAAGUAAGUUCUGCCUUCUCAGAAGAUGAAGAGUAACGAGGAAACACAGAUGACAGAAAACGCAUUCUCGCAAAACGGCCACGGAGAGGGGGAUUCAUGCAACAAGCAGAAGACCGGAAGACCCCCAGGAAGUGAUAAGGCACGCGCAAAGAGCCAGUCACGUGACGGAGGCUGGGGAUGGUUCUGCGUUUUGGGAUCCUUCCUCAACCACUUAAUUAUUGGUGGAAUAGAACGCUCAGGUGGGUUAUUGUAUCUGGAAUUAAAGGAGCGGUUUGAGGGUCACACGGCAUCGGAAAUCUCAUGGAUCUUCUCGCUGAAUACCGCGUUACGACAGUCUUUAGGUCCAGUUGUUGGCAUUUUGUGCAACAGGUUCAGUUGCCGAACUGUGGUCAUCACCGGCGGCAUUCUUUCCUCUUUCGGACUGGCUCUCAGUGCUUUUCCACCGGUUCUACCCUAUAUGUAUUUUAGUUUUGGGACGAUGACUGGCGUUGGGUUUGCUUUAGCAUAUGCACCUAGCGUGGUUAUAGUGGGAUUGUACUUUAUCAAGUACCGUGGGAAGGCAGUAGGGCUAGCCGUUGCUGGAGUGGGGGUCGGGGCCUUCGCAAUCCCGCCUCUCACGGAGGCCCUUCUCUCCUUCUAUGGCUAUUUUGGCGCGCUUUUAAUUUUGGCGGCAAUUAGUCUUAAUCUGUCUGUUGGUGGCGCCCUUUUUCGGCCAGUGAAGGAAACAUCCCAUGAGGAAGAUAUAUGUAAUCCUAACUGCACGGAAACCACAUCCAUGCUUGACGAAAACGGGAAAAUCAAACUGAGUGAUCCAGACGUUGCCGUGGAAACCAGAGCCAAGCCAGCCGAGGACGGCCAGAGAUUCCAUGAUGACAUAGCCAGUGCUCAUGAGAAUCAUGUGACACGCCCACAUGACAACGUCGAGGCGCGGUCAUGUCUGAGAAGUUUCGUGAAGAAAUACUUAGACGUGACGUUGUUGUUGGAUAUUCCUUUCCUGUCUUUUUGCGUCGCAAUGUUCUUAUUCUCUCUCGCCUUCCAAGCUAGUCUGGUGUUUCUCCCGGCCUUGUCAAAAGAUCGUGGGAUACCUAAAGAGCAGUCGGCUAUACUUCUGUCAGUAAUGGGUGGUGUGGAAGCAGUAAGUCGUGUUUUGGCCGGGGUUUUAUUUGACAGACCGAAGGUUGUCCCAAUACGCCUGUUCAUAUACAACUUAAAUGUGGCUAUCAUCGCUCUUGUCAUGUUUCUAUGCACAGUUGUUCGGACGUUUCCGGCAUUCCUCGCCAUCGGCGCGUGCUACGGGCUCGUGACAGGAAUGUAUAUUUCCCAGAAGUCUGUAGUGAUUGUGGAUCUUGUGGGACAGGAGGUUCUCAAAAGUUCAUUCGGCCUCCUAAUUUGGUUCCAAGGGAUGGGAAGUCUGAUUGGCCCUCCUAUAGCAGGGGCUCUGCGGGACAGGUACAAGCGUUAUGAUGAGUCGUUUUACUUCGGAGCCACCGCCACUCUCAUUGGGGCCAGUGUUAUGGUGUUUGGAAACAUACUAGCCUGGAGAAGAAAGCCAAAAUCGACGGAUGUUUCAGUACUUGAUGAGUUAUUCGAUAAGGCAGAGCAGGAAUGGGACCGUCAAAACCUCUGCCAAGAUGAUCCGCCAUUGUCCAAUCUCCCAAGCGGUCCAGCGUACACGGAGCCCUGUAGCAAUGAUCCUCCAAAUGUCUCACUAGAAGAAGAUGAAAGAGGAUUGAAGCCGCCUGACGGGGGAUGGGGAUGGGUGAUUGUGUUUGCUAGUGCUCUGUCCCACAUCAUUAUAGGUGGCGUUGAACGAUCGGGAGGGGUCCUGUACCUGCAGCUAAUAAAGAAGUUCAACAGAUCCGCCAGUCUGACAUCCUGGGCAAUGUCUUUGAGUGGAGGCUUCCGGCUUCUCUCCGGUCCUCUAGCCAGCGCCCUGACCAACAGGUUUGGGUUUCGUGGCGUCGUAUUUGUAGGGGGCGUGGCCGCUGCUGUGGCUUGUAUCCUCAGCGCUUUCGCACCUCAACUAGUCUACGUUCAUCUCUCCUUCGGAUUACUUGGGGGGAUCGGCCGUGGGCUGUCUUACACCCCCAGUGUUGUAAUAGUAGGGAUGUAUUUUGACAAGAGGCGUGGGAUGGCGGUGGGGCUGGCAACGGCGGGAGUGGGGCUGGGGACGUUCUUUCUCCCUCCCCUCCUAGAGAUCCUCUUUGAGGAGUUCGGGUACACGGGCGCUUUUCUGAUCUUGGGAGGAUAUACUCUACAUAUAUGUAUCUGCGCUGUCCUGUAUAGGCCACUGUCGUCCAAGAAACGCAUUCCAAGAUCCAAAAUAGCAAAAACACAAGAAAACUCCGCUAAGCCAAUAAUUAAGUUUUUGGGUGAGAAAAAAGACAAGAAGAUCCUGAAACAUUCCGAUGAAGUCGACGACGGAAUCAAUACCAAAACCGCACCACUAUUAUAUAUCGAAUCUGGACAAAACGGCAAUACCACAAAAACGUUUGAACGACGAAAGUCGUUGGCUGAGAAAACCAAAAAACUGUUGCAACUGGAGCUUUUGCGGGACCCAUUUUUCUUGUCGUUCUGCGUGACAAUUGGUCUGUUCACAAUGGCGAUUCAGAUAGUUUUGGCUUUCUUGCCGGCCCUAGGGGAAUCGAAAGGUCUGACCCCCACCCAGUCGGCGCUGCUAGUGUCCAUCAUGGGUAUCACUGACAUUGUGGCGAGGAUCUUCAGUGGGGUCGUGUUUGACAUGCGCAAAGUCCGGCCUCACCGACGCUACAUCUACAACGCCUGCCUCAUACUGAUAUCUGUGACGGCGCUGUUGACCCCGUUAGCUUGGGAUUUCCGCAGCUUUGCCACGGUCUCGGUGAUUUACGGCGUUUUGGCAGGGCUGUACAUAGCGCAGAAGUCGGUGAUCAUUGUGGACAUUGUAGGGAAAGACAAACUCGUCGCUUCAUUCGGUCUGGUCGUCUUGUUCCAGGGAAUCGGAACGUUCAUCGGUCCUCCCAUCGCAGGUAUUUUCCGCGAUACUUUCAACAAUUACGACUUGGCGUUCCAAUUUGGAGGCGGUAUGACGUCUUUUGCCAGCGUCAUACUGCUCGUCAGCAAUGUUUGUUUCUUUUGCCGAACUCGGAGAAAAGACCGAGCCAAAUUUCUUGCUGUUGAAGACACAGAAAGCUAGUGAUCUUCUCUUUUGCCGAACUCGAAGAGAAUAUGACAUGUCCACUCUGAUAACAGGAUUCCGGCAUGUAACUCCUUCCUGUAGAGGAACUGAUAUGUCUGUCUUGACUCAGUGAAUAAUUGUCAUCCUCUUCAGUAUGACAAACGACUUCCAGCAUUGACAGUAAAUCCAGAGCAGCGACGAUAGUGUGAUAAUUGGCAAAUGUUCUCACAUAACCGGUGAAAAUCGGCUUCUUGUAAAUUUAUCACAGUUAGGGUUUUAUUCUAACUGUUAUUAUAACUGCUCUUACAUGUAAAUCAUAUAACCGAGUACACGCUAUGCAAUGAUAUGGCACCGAAAUCAAAUACGAGCAAAUACGUCGAUUUUUUUU